Mercenaria mercenaria is the source of this 3335-nucleotide messenger RNA. Its product is annotated as guanylate-binding protein 1-like. NCBI's taxonomy places the organism in Eukaryota, Metazoa, Mollusca, Bivalvia, Venerida, Veneridae. The record is from RefSeq and is a predicted model, not a curated record. The transcript has 12 exons. Gene Ontology annotation, molecular function: GTP binding; GTPase activity. Bases 136 to 1365 code for a protein of 409 amino acids.
UAUUUUCUUUAUCUUGAAACCAAAUCUGAUUUUAACGGAUUUUAUUUUCUUGAAUCACUGUAGGAAUUUAGAAAAAAAAAUCAUAUUUGCUAAUACUGGCAAGGUAUCAUCUGGUGGGGAAAGAUACAAACAGAAAUGAGCGAUAUCGAACACACGUCAGAUAGUAGCAGUUCUAAUGAGAGUCCAGCUCACUUUGAGCAGGGGUCAUCGGUAGAACAGGCUGGUGCUGUUGCAGGGAAAUCUGAACCAACGAAACUAGAAAAGGAGAUGUUAAGUGUAAAAGAAAGUGUUACUGACAGACCGGCUGCUUUAAAGGUUGUGAAAACUGAUGACCAAACACAGUGUUCUCUGAAAAGUACUCAGCAGUUAACAACGAAAACGUCAACAGAUUUUUUGUCAAAAUAUGGUGGUCUUAAAGUUUUUCGGUCACCCCUUUGUCUGAUAAAGAAUGACAAAAACGGCCAACUCUCUUUAGAGAUGGAAGUCAUUGAAGAGAUAUCGAAAAUAGAGGAAACAGUAAAUGUCAAAGCCAUAGCUGGUCCAUACAGAUCGGGAAAAUCAUAUUUACUUAAUAGAUUGGCGAACGCUGAAAAAGGCUUUCCUCUCGGCAAUACUACAGACGCAACAACAAAGGGGAUAUGGGUUUGGUGCUUAGAACACCCCAAGCGGAAAGGCGAGGUUUUGCUGUUGCUCGACACUGAAGGAAUAGGAGAUGUAGCAAAGGGUGACGAUGAAAAUGACAACAACAUUCUUAGUCUGACGACUCUUCUCACGGGGACAUUUGUUUAUAACAUGUUGGGAGUCUUAGACGAAAAGCUACUAAAAAGACUUUCUUUUGUGACGAAGUUAUCGAAGCAGAUUGCACUGUGCAACUCACUAGCUGAAGAAAACUUGUACCACAUUCCAGAAAUUGGUUUUUAUUUCCCAUCAUUCGUAUUAUGCCUCCGUGAUUUUAGCCUUGAAAUGGUAAAUGGAGAAACACCUGAUGAUUAUUUAGAAAAGUGUUUGAAAAUAAAAAAGGGAAACGAAGCUAAAGGCCUAAAAUACAAUGCAAUCAGGGUAUCUAUUCUGCAGCAUUUUCAAAAUCGAAAAUGUUUUGUCUUUGACAGGCCAGCAGGACGUAAAAUGCUGGGUCGGUUAGAAGAACUAAAGGAGACAGAACUCAGCGCUGAAUUUGUAGAAGACACAUCCGUGUUUUUAGAAUAUAUGUACAAAUGUGAGCCAAAGAAGCUAAUGGAUGGCAGUCUUUUAAAUGGAAGAAUGUUUUCAUGCUUGGUGGAAAAAUACACCGAGGCAAUAUGUUCUGGAGACUUGCCGUGUAUCGAUGAUGCGUUGACUAUAAUGUCCCGACAAGAGAACCAGUAACUAUAAAAAAGAUAGUGAGCUGGUUUAAGGAACAGAUUACAUCUCUAGGAAAGCCACUACCAAACGAUUUUACUUCUAGGUACAAAGAGAUCCAAAAGGAGGCACUCAGUAUGUUCAGGAAAAUGGCCGUUCUGGAUGAUCAGCAAGAGUUUCAGAAAAUAGCAGAGAUCGAAAUGGACGAUUUCAAAGACAAAAUCGUUGAAGAAAACAAUGCGCAUGUUAAAGACAUUUACAUAAAAGUCUUGCAGAUCGUUUAUAAUAUAUUGAUCAAACCAAAAGUUACAAAAUGUGAAUACUUUGUGCAAGGUGGAUAUGAAAUGUAUACACGGGACUUUGAAAGCCUAAAGGAUCAAGUGAGACUAAGUCAGCCAGUAGCCGAUCCAAAUUUAAUUCAGGAGUGCAUCCUUGAGUUUGAGGAACAGUUUCAAAAGCAAGCCGAAGCGAUAUGUCAAAAAGCAGAGAUGAAUGAAGCACAAAUAAAAUGUGAAAUGCAAGCACAACAUGCGAAACUUGAACUGGAGAAGUCGGAACUUGAAUUAAAGAGAAAAGAAGAAACAGAAGAGAUAAACCUAUACAAGGAGGAUUUAUCAGCGCAAAUGGAACAAGACAAACAGGGAGUGAGGGAAAAUUAUGAAAAAAUAGUGAGUGAAUGGAAGAAAAGAGAAGAAUAUCUCGAAAGUAAAUUAAAGGAGCAUGCUGACUUGAUAGCCAAGAUUCGUGAAUAUAAAAGCACUUCCAGUAUACGAACCCAUAAGCCAGCCAUGGGUCAAACAGUGAUGAAAACCAUGUUUAAUCUACUUCCCGUGGUCGGUCCUAUAGCAACCGGGAUAUAUGAACGUUAUUCAUCUAAAUGAAAUGUUACUACUUUGUCUGUAUGCAGUGAUAGAGAACCUACACAAAUACGUUCAUUAGCAACAGUGUAUAGUGAAUUGUAUAUGUUUUUUACUACAUAACAGACAUACAUUCAAGAGACAUUAAAUCCUUGAAAGAGAAAGAAUAUAAUUGAAAGAAUACACGACAAGAACGCAAUAUAUCUAUAAGAUUGUCAACUGAAAAUCAAUAUUCAGCUACUUAAAUUUGCUUUUCAAAGUUGUUAAAUCCUUUUUCGACCUCUAUAAAAACAAUUAAUUUAUGACUAACUUAAAUAAUAGGAACAAGCAAAAGCAUUUUAGAUUUGUAUGCUAUUUAUAUUGACUAGAAUCAUGAUCAUUCAGACAAAAAUAUUAUGCUAUAAAUUUUACUAUAUACACACAACUGAAUAAAGGACAAAAAGAUAGUGGAAGUAUACGGCCGCAAAAAUCUCCCUUGGUAAUCACUUAUAUAUACGUGCCAAGUAGAGACAUUGGGGAAACACUAGCCAGCCAAAAGUCGGAUAUGGAUAUUAAAUUUUAUAAUAUUGCUAGCUUCAGAAUACACUGCUCUUCUGCACAAAGCCCUAUGUAUUAAAUCUUUUUCCACCGCACUACAGCACUUUAUACCGCUCUACAUUUUAUCGCACUUCAGCACUUUUUACCGCUCUACAUGUCAUGGCACUACAGCACUUUUACCGCUCUACAUUUCAUCGCACUACAGCACUUUUUACCGCUCUACAUUUCACCGCACUAAAUUUCACCGCACUACUAUGAAAGCCAAAAUUUAGAAGGUAAGUGGGCCUGCCAAGCAUAAUCGCUGUAAGAGCUGAACCCCGACCUCUAAUUGUAUAUGAUAAUUUUGUAAAUGCCAGAUUAUGUUACCUUCUGAGCUUGGUUUUUUCAUAGAUAUGAACCAUAGUUGGAGGAGGCAAAAAAUCCAGCCCUUAAAUGCAAAAGUUAAAACUGAGUUGUCUCCCUUGGUUUUUCAUUAGCAGAAUGACCAUAAUAGAGACACUUAAACUGAAACCGACGAUUGGCUGGCCAGAAUUUCCGCCGUUUGCGACAAUUUUAAAUUAUAUAUCAUAUUAUACAGGCAUACAUAAUAAAAUUUUCCUUGAA